Mya arenaria is the source of this 2994-nucleotide messenger RNA. RefSeq names its product dentin sialophosphoprotein-like. The coding region runs from base 1502 to 2482 and encodes 326 amino acids. The record is from RefSeq and is a predicted model, not a curated record. The transcript has 3 exons. Lineage: Eukaryota; Metazoa; Mollusca; Bivalvia; Myida; Myidae.
CUUUUACAGAUGACCAAGGAGGAGCCUAAAAGAAGCUGAUUUAUGAAAAUAUUAAAAUUAAGCCUUCACUGCGCUAAGUUGCUUAGAAACAUACAAGUAACUGCCUGCAUAUCAGAAAUAAAUAAAUAGAGAAAGAAGAAACAAAAGGGCCAGAAUGGGGAUGUCAAACGCAGAGCGUCAAAGGAAGUUUCGUGCCAGACGGGAUGAGGAUGAAACAAGAAGAAGAAAGUAUUUGUAGGACUCUAAAGAAAAGUUCAAGAAGGACAAAACAUUGGGGAAAAGAAAACAGAUUACAGAUAUGACACAAAGAGAAAAAAGGCACCAAAGAAAUAUUUGGCGAGUGCAGAAAAGGAAACUGAAAGAAAGAAGACAGGCUGAACAAGAAAGAAUAUUAACACCCCCUUCUUCACCUGUGACACCAGAACAUCAGCAAGGCAGUAAUAGGCAAAAGAAACAAUUGAUUGAAUGUAAAUUCAAUAAGACAGUUCAAACUGCAAACAACAAGAAAACCACUGAAAAUGACAGUAGUUAUAAACAAACGCAAGAGCGCAAGAGAAGACAACAGGAACAGGAAAGUAUUGUUCCAGAAAAGAGACAGAUCGAUGAUAAACAAAUGAAUCCAUAUGACAGGAAAAAGAAUUCAAAACAUACCUGCAAAAACUGGCAAAGUGUAGAACAUUUUGUGAGCUGCAGACUGAAUGCAAGCAGAUCGAUGAUAAAAUUGGUGAACUUACCAUUGACCCACAUGAGGUACAUAUUCUGAAAGAGGGUAUAGAAGUUGAUAUCAAUGCAGCUGAUUAUAUUCCGUUUGAUUUACUUGACAAUCAGCUUCUUCCAGGUGUAGUUCAUUCUGACGGAAACUGUUUACCAUCAACUGGAAGUGUUUUUGCUUACAGUGACACUGAACAUGUAGAAGAAAUGCGAGUCAGAAUCAUAAUUGAACAAGUCAAACAUGAAUUAUUUUACCUGAAUGACGAUUUCUUGCAAACUGGCGGGACUACUAGUAAAACAUCCAAGCAGUAUGCUCAGUAUUCAGAGAUGUUCAUUCCAAAUGAAAGGGAAAUGACAAAUGAAAACAUAAAAUCAAUUUACAGAAAAGAGAUUCUCAGUAUCACAAAAGACAAAUCAUUUAUGGGUAUUUGGCAAGUUCAUGCACUGUCAUCAGUUCUCAAAACCCCUAUUCAAUCAGUAUACCCUGAGCUAGGCAAUAGAAAUGUGAGGAAAGACAUGCACAAACUGAUCAAACCUGUUUCAGGAACCGAUAAUGUGGACAUCAAACAGGGAUGAUAUGGCUCCGUUACACUGGGUGCCAAAUCACUUUGUGCCAUUGUUGAAACUUCCGGAAUGGUAUAAAAUAGAUGAUGAAAAUAAUAAUGAUUUGGGCGUAUCUGACAAUUACCAAACAAAACAAUCACGUUUGGAAAGACCAAUUGAAGUUGAAAGUUCUGCACAUGAUAUAUGAAAUGCUACGAAAGUUCAUGUGUGUGAUUUGACUGCAGAGAUGGGAACGGCCAAUGAAAUCAGAAAAGCUGAUGGAACGGAGUGCACAUUUAAGGAAUUCAUGGAAAGCAGUGUCGACAGUUUGAAUAUAGGAAUUGGUAAGGUAGACGGGGCAAAUAAUGGGACAGAAAGUGAUAUUAAAGAUACCAGUUCAAAGGUAAAUGGGUCAAAUGGUGGGACAGAUAGUGAUAGUAAAGAUGUUGAUGCGAAGGUAGAUGGUUCAAAUGGUGGGACAGAUAGUGAUAGAACAGAUGAUGAUCCAAAGAUAGAUGGUGCAAAAGUUGGGACAGAUAGUGAAAGUAAAGAUGUUAAAGAGAAGGUAAAUGGUUCAAAUGGUGUUACAGAUAGUGAUAAAACAGAUGAUGAUCCAAAGAUAAAGGGUGGGACAGGUAGUGAUAGAAAAGAUGCUGAUGAGAAGGUAGAUGGUUCGAAUGGUGGGACAGAUAGUGAUAGAACAGGUGAUGAUCCAAAGAUAGAUGGGGCAAAAGUAGGGACAGAUAGUGGUAGUAAAGAUGCUGAUGCGAAGGUAGACGGUUCAAAUGGUGGGACAGAAAGUUAUAGUAAAGAUGCUGUUGCAAACGAUGAUCGGGAACAACAUGAGACAGAACAUGUAAAUACCGAUUUAAAUGACCAUGAAGGUGUAAGUAUGGGAGAGAAACAUGGGAACAAGAUCAGUGACAUUGACACAAAUUUUGACACAUGUAUGUAUAAAGAGAAACAUGUUCUUGUGAAUUUCAAUGGAAAAGCACAUGUUGGUAUUGUGAAAGAGACAAACUUGUCAUCUGUAUUAGUAGACUGUAUGCGCCGAAAUGGUAAAAAAGAUAAAAACAGUUUCUGCUUGCCAAUGAAAAUAAGAGACACAAAUUUGUAUCAGCUUACAGAUGUUAUUGCCAUUGUUGAAUGCUCCAUAUUCCUGGACAGAGAAACAGGUAUCAACUAUAUGAAAAAUCAUGGCAAAUGUAUUCAUCUCAUUGUUGAAUAAAUAUCGCAGCAUUCAACAGUAGCAAUGCCAUCUGAUAGUACACUGUAACAUCUUUUACUUGACAAAACAUUUUGUAUGAUCCAUAUUGUAAUGCAACAUUCAUGAUGUACAGAAUUUGUUUGAUGUAACAGUUUAUUUCUUUCAUGUAACGAUACAUUUAUUGAAAUAAGAAAAACAUGUAUCCAAGUUUUGUUAACUUAUGUUAAUAGUUUAUUUUCUUGUUCAUCGGAUGUUACUGAAUUGUUUACGCUGUACUUUUGAUGUUGACAAAACAUUAUGUAUGAUCCCUUUUGUAAUGUGAAAGUAUCAAUCAUACAUUCAUGAAUAAAAUUUCUUUGAUGUAACAGUUUAUUUCUUUCAUGUAACGAUACAUUUGCUGAAAUAAGGAAAAUAUGUACCCAAGUUUUGUUAACUUAUGUCAAUAGUUUAUUUUCUUGUUCUUCGGAUGUUACUAAAAUGUUCACGCUGUACUUUUGAUGUUAUGAAGUUAAAUAAAAGAUUUAAAACUUAAA